Messenger RNA from Porites evermanni, 384 nucleotides. The record is from the annotation of a GenBank genome assembly. Lineage: Eukaryota; Metazoa; Cnidaria; Anthozoa; Scleractinia; Poritidae.
ACAAGACAAACAAAUGGCCAGACUAAACCAAAGUUAAUAACCAAACCACCUACAAUGCAAGUAUGUAUACAAACAAAAUGAUCUUGAAAAUUAAUCUGCACUCCACUCUAAUUACCUUUACUAGGUCUUCGUAUAUGUUUCACUGUGAUUUAUGUUCAUUUGGUUGUACAUGUAUAUAUUAUUUUUCUUCAACUGUUGCAUCAUAAUAAUGCCAUUGAAAUACUGUCAUUUAUUUUUUAGGGAACAACUACAGCGACCAUUUCAGGUCCUUGUGUUAACUGUCAAUCCCAAUCACUGCAACUUCAUGCGACUCAGAAGGGAAACUUGUGCAGUGCUUGUUAUCAAUUCUUAAGGUACACCUCUAAGGUGACCUGUAUUGUCUAA